Pseudomyrmex gracilis is the source of this 2821-nucleotide messenger RNA. RefSeq lists its product as uncharacterized. The transcript is spliced from 4 exons. The record is from RefSeq and is a predicted model, not a curated record. Bases 81 to 2666 code for a protein of 861 amino acids. NCBI's taxonomy places the organism in Eukaryota, Metazoa, Arthropoda, Insecta, Hymenoptera, Formicidae.
CAUAUGUUUACUGAUACAAGAAAAUAUAUAAACGUACGGAAGUUUCUAACAAACGUCACAGUUCUUUCUCAACUGGCACGAUGAAGCUUAUGAUAGCGUUGUUCGCCAUCUUGGCCGUCUUCGGCUUAGGCCAAGCUCGUCAAUUCCCGGAUUUUGGUGAGGGUCCUCUUCAUGAGCACAUCCACGAUUUUUUGGAUUUAAUCCCUGCGCAAAAAAUUCAAGAAAUCGUUUUGGAUUACUAUGCCAACGAUGCUGAGGUGAAGGAGGCUUUCGAAUACCUGGCUAACUCAACCUUAUUGGAACAUCUUUGGAGACACAUUAUAUCCAUUCCUGAACUUCAAAAUCUUCUCGACUAUCUGAAGAGAGAGGGCAUCGGCACCAAGCACGUAAUAAGUGAAAUUAACAAAGUCUUUAAAACAAAGAAAUUUAUACCGAUGCAAGAAUUUAGAAGUACAAAAGAAAGAACCGGUGGAAUCGCCGGACUUUUCAAAGACAUCAGACAACAGAUCGAUUAUAGCGAUUACAUCAGAGUGUAUGCCAACAAGACACGAACCUCUCCGACCUUUGUCAGGUUCAUGAAGGAACUCAAAUCGGAAAACUUUCAGCAGAUUGUUAACAAGGUUUAUAAACACUACAACUUCCAAUUCAUCCGGAAUCAUCUGAAACGCGUCGGAGUGAACGUAAAACUCGUAGAAGACAUUCUAUAUCUCGUUCUUGGCGUCACGAUACCACCCAAAACGCUGAUAGAAGAGAUUACCGACUUUGGUCAACUUAUUCCGACGGAAUACAUAGAAAUAUAUGUUAAGUAUUUAAAUGAAGAUGAAAAGGUACGAAAGGCAGUGGAGUACCUGUUCACACCUGAGUUCCACAAUUUGCAACGUAACGUCGAGAAUCUGCAGGAGUUCAAUGAGCUUGUAAUAUUCUUCGAAAAUGCCGGACUGCCAUAUGUCGAUUUCAUUCGGACCCUCCACGAAGCUAUCGGCAUGGAAAAGUACGUGCCAGCCUAUAUGGAACAGUUUCUUCAACAAACCAGUAAACCACAGAAAGUCGGCGAAGGAAUGAAAGCAAUGCUCGAGGAUCUCUACAAGGUUUUGCCCGUAGAAGAGAUCGACGCUCUUUUCGAGGAAAAAUUAGUGACUUCCAAGGUCUUUGCUGAUUUUCUUGUAAAACUUUACUCCCAAGAAAUGUAUAGACUUGUAACUGCUCUGUCUGCACAACAAUCAUUCAAGCAGUAUCUUGCGAAGACUAUUGAAGUAGGAUUAGAACUCGAAGGUGUCGCGAAAUUAUCGGCUAGAAUGAUUGGAAUUAAUAUUAAAUAUAUAAAUGUCUGUAAUGCAAGUAUAUAUAAGCGCACGAAAAUUAUCCGUCGAUGUCAAACUUUCUUCACGGCUGACACGAUGAAAUUUACGGUAACGCUAUUUGCCAUUUUGGCCAUUUUCGGCCUGAGCCAAGCUCAUCAGGUCCCGGAUUUUGGUGAGGGUCCUCUUCAUGAAGAUAUCCAAGAAUUUCUGGAUUUACUUCCCUUUAAAAAAAUUGGGAGUGUUGUAAAUUAUUACCGACAGCACGAUCCUGAAGUGCAAAAACUUGAAAAAUACCUUAAAAACACAACUUUAGUCAGAGAUCUUUGGGUGGACUUCCAGGCGGUUCCUGAAGUUCUCAACCUUUUUAACUACCUGCAGAAUGAAGGUAUUCAGAUCUACAAUGUAGUGAACGUAGUCAACAGAGCUCUUAAUAUCAAGGAACUUGUACCACCCGAACAACUAUUAACGCAAGAACAAGUCGAAGUCAUGAAAAGAAAAACCGGUGGACUCGCUGGACUUUCCAAACAAAUCAAGAAGCUGGUAGAUGCUGACGCUUUCAUCAGUCUGUACGCCAAAAAGUUGCAAACUUCCGAGGCUUUCGUCAACUUCAUCAGUGAGCUCAAGUCCGAGAACUUUUAUCAACUUGUAAACAAGGUUUACAGAAUUAGAGCGGUACAAACUCUCUUAAAUAUCCUGAAACAAGCCAAAGUAAACGUGGCGAUCGUAGGUGAUCUUCUGUACGUCGUUCUCGGCGUUAAAAUAGAGCCUAAAACCCUGAACGAAGAGUUACUUGAUUUUUACGAGCUGCUUCCGGUAGAAGAUAUCAUAAACGUAAUAAUCACGUAUGUAAACGAAGAUGAAAAGGUACAAGAAGGUAUAAAGUUCAUGUUCACUCCUGAAUUCCACGCGUUGGUGCGCGCCGUCGAGGAUCUGAAGGAGUUCGACGAACUUGUGCUGUACUUCGAAAGAAUGGGAUAUUCAAUCAUCGAAGAUAUUCAGAAAUUCCACGAACUCAUCGGCAUGGAAGGGUACGUGCCACCCAAAGUCGAGAACAUUCUUAAAUACGUAGGUAAACCACAGAAAGUCGGCGAAGGAAUGAUUGCAAUGAUCAAGGAUGUCUACGCUCUGUUACCAUUGGACAAGAUCGACGCUCUUUACGAAUACAAGGUGGCUAAUUCCAAGGUCUUCGCCGAACUCGUCAAGAACGUUACCUCCGAGGAAUUCAAGAAAAUAGUCACUAAUUUGUCCACACAAGAAGCGCUAAAGCAACUUCUUUCAGAUUCCAAAGAAAAGGGAUUAGAGAUCGCAAGUCUUCAGAAACUAUCUCUCAGAAUGAUUGGGCUCGUCAAAACCCCCCCGUUUUAAAGUAUAUGAAGUAAUUUAUGUAUUUUUACAGAAUCACAAUCUUUUGACACAUUGAAACACACAAGAUGUAAUUAAAAACCUAAAAUAUAUAUAUACAGUUUAUCAAAAUAAUAAUUCCUUAAAACCGAAUGAAUAAAAAUGUAUUUCAUAAUAAA